Hypoxylon fragiforme is the source of this 8314-nucleotide messenger RNA. RefSeq names its product armadillo-type protein. NCBI's taxonomy places the organism in Eukaryota, Fungi, Ascomycota, Sordariomycetes, Xylariales, Hypoxylaceae. Bases 146 to 8128 code for a protein of 2660 amino acids. The transcript has 2 exons. Gene Ontology annotation, cellular component: small-subunit processome; nucleolus; 90S preribosome. The record is from RefSeq and is a predicted model, not a curated record.
AGGAAAAAAAAAGUUGAACUUCUUUUCCGCGAUGCGAAAUUUAGUGGGGCUACGAAUGUAAAGGUCAAAUUCCAAAUGCGAAAGCGCAAAACUCAACAAACAACGCUUUCCCUCCUCUCUUACGAUAGAGGAUAAAGCAAUCACGAUGCGGUCAACACAGUCGGGACGAAUAGUGAAGUCCCAAAAGGGAAAGGGAGGAACUCCUCAUCAGAAAAAUCAUAGAUGGGAAUCUUUCACUACCAAGAUUUCCAAGCUUCAUUCCCUCGACCCUCUCCGAAGAGUACGUCGACAUGAUCUCGAUACCGAGAAUCUCGAAACCACGACCUCCUACUUUCGAAAUUCCAUAGAAAAAUGGGCAGAUAUCAAUAUAUCCAAAUCAUUCACAUCAUUCCGUCGCGAUGUACGGCCCUUUUGCGACAGUCUGCCUCAAAUCCUCCAUUUCGAAGACAAGAUUGUCGAAUUAUUAGCCAAAUACAUUUCGACACACGAUAAAGAGUCACUUGAACCUCUCCUAGAGCUCGUAACUGCCUUAGCACAUGAUUUGGGUACACGAUUUGAGAAACAUUACAGGACUACGUUGGCGUUAAUCACUGGAAUCGCGAGCCGGCCUCAAGAUGCUGCGGUCAUUGAAUGGACCUUCGGCUGCUUGGCUUUCCUCUUCAAGUAUCUGUCAAAGCUUCUGGUUCCAGACAUUCGGCCGACUUUUGAUGCCUUAGCACCGUUACUGGGUAAAGCUCGGAAUCCUCCCCAUAUCGCUCGCUUUGCGGCCGAGGCGUUAAGCUUCCUUGUCAAAAAGGCCGCGGCACCUGCCAACCGCGAGAAGUCUCUGUCUCUGUUCAUUGAGCAUGUCAGAUUAGACCUUGAAGCUAGUAGGGAUAGUAAACAGUUUGGUCUAUAUCACCAUGGGUUGAUGACUAUGUUUGCGGAGGCUGUCAAAGGCCAGGGACACGGCAUACAUACGACUGGUCCUGAAAUCAUCAAAGCAUUAAUCGUUUCUGUCCCAAACGACGAGUGUAUCUCGUCAGAUCCUGUAACGUGGGCAGACCUCGUUUGUGGCGUGCUGGUGAGCACCGUCCACCACACAACUCCGGAAACAUUCGAGUCUAUCCCCAAAACUAUAGUCGAAAUAGCUACCGAAGACCAAGCGUCUGCCAAGCAUCCUUUGCGUAACUGCCUCUAUGUUAGAAUUCUGGGAACAAUAUCUGGAGUCCGAAUGGGUAGCCGGAUAGUAGACUGGCCAUCUAUUCUUAAUUGCUUACUGCAAUCUCUCAAAGCUCUGUCCCAAACUCCGAACGAGCUUGAGAAAGUUAAUUCGUCAGCUAUCUGGCAACAACUUAUGGUCAACAUAGCUAUUGUAUGGCAGCAGCCCUCGACGGAUCAUAUCAUUCCCUAUAUCAACGAAUUCACGAAUAUCAUGACGAGAGAGCCCCUGAUGAGAUGGUUCAUACCAUUUUGCUCAUACUUCUCCAGUCUAAAUCCAAACAGAUUCCGCAGUCUUCUGCUGAAACAAUUUCAAAAAUUUGUUGUAACUCAUUGGUCCGAGGGACCGAACGAGGACAUGCUUUGUGUCUUCCUGCCUCGAUUGGUCGGAAAUCGAUCGCUUCCAUCAGUCACUGAGCCUGAUAGCUUCUUAUUGCCACAAUCCUGGCAAGAUCAAAUUGUCACCAAAUUUGAGCGAUUAGAAAUUUCCCCCUUUCCCGAGCAAGGAAAUUCCACUGGAUAUGAUAAAGACCCCAAAACAUGGCAUGAUAGAUGUUUGCCUAAAUACUCUGCCCUUCUCCGUGUUUUAGAAGCUACAACGGUUCGGCCUUCAACCAACGGUCCUAUUGCGCAAAUACUCCUAAGGAAGCUCAAGCUUGCACUGAAGCCUUCCUUGUCAUUAGCAGGCGAGGAAGCAAACUUCAUUGUCAGUCAAGGAUUUUCUGCAUAUCUGCGAAUGAGUAAGGCUGCUGGACAGAUUGACCCUUCCCUUGCGCCUUUACUUAAGGCAGCUACUCCUCGAUAUCGCCAACUCACUGGAUUUUUGGAAGCCCUGAUAACCUACGAAGAUCAGCUCAACCAAGAGAAGAGCCCCCAGUCCCAGAGUGGAAGGAGUCCUAGCAGCGAAGGAGAGGAAGAUCCCUUCCUUAAGAGCCUCGUUGAUAAUCUCUCUAGCCCUUUACGCCAGCAUCGAUUGGCAUCUUUGCAGUUGUUAAGCCGACUUGAUACGGCCCCAGACGAACUAGAUUCUUUAGCAACCAUGAUUCAGACGGAAGAAACCCCAUUAGAAUUUCAGAACGUUCGACAUCUCUCUGUACAUAUUCGGAAGUUGGCGGCGAACUAUCCACAACUUAGCAAGGAGUCGUGGCUUCGACAGGCGAUUCCUACGUUUCUAUUUGGGCAAAUGACGGUACGCUUGGCCCCUGUAUGCGAAUCAGCGGUCGAAGCAUUGCAGCAAAUCAGUGAGGUGAAAUCUGGCGAGGAAAUAAUUUCUGAGAUUUCGUUGAAUUGGAUUAAUAUACCAUCCAAGAGAUGGGAGGGCCCCCAGAAGGAGACGAUAUCAUCGAAUACUGGUGCCACGGAUUUUGAAUGUGGAUACCUGUCAAGUCUUUAUAGAAAUGCAGAAGAAGCAGAGCAUGUGCUUAGUUGCUCCUCGGAGAUUAUGCUAGAGAGCUUUGGAUGGAGCCAGAGUCUGGUGCCCACGACACCUCCCAACGCACGAUCCCAGGCACUCAAAAUACUCUCAGCGGCCCCUGCUAUAGCAGAGAGAAGAUCGCGCAAGCUAGUGCCAUACUUGCUGUCGUGGACUAAGGACGCAGGCGACCAGGAAGAUCAGGACAACAAUGAAAUAGAACCUUCCGAACAGAUCGCUAUUGGAUCAUGGUCUCUCUUCGACAAAAAAGCUCUCCUUGGUGUAUUUGCGCAAUUUACCAACCCUAAGGUAUUGUACCAGAGUCAACAAGUGUAUGAUACUCUUCUUGGAUUACUUGCCAAUGGCGAUAUAGAGAUACAGAAAUCUGCUCUAAAGGCCAUCCUGGCGUGGAAACAAGAGGGUGUUAAACCCUACCAAGAAAACUUGGAGUUUCUUCUGGAUGAGGCAAGGUUCAAAAAUGAGCUUACUGUACUAUUUCAAGGCGACCAGCAAAUUCAGCCGGAACAUCGUUCUGAAAUGAUGCCUGUACUCCUAAGGUUACUCUAUGGCAGGACGAUUUCUAAAAAAGGCGCGGCAAGUGGGCGCCAUGGUCUUCAUGCUACUAGGCUUGCUGUGCUAAGACAGCUUACUGUUGAAGACAUGGGAGAAUUCCUUGAUGUUGCUCUUGGUGAACUCCGUGGCAUCAAACCCGUUCAGGAUGCGCAGCUGUGCGAGAAUAUCUUCGAUCAAGAAUUACUAACACCACGAAAACAAGUCGGAUUCCUCAACAUGAUGGAAUCAAUGAUCAAUGAACUUGGUACUGGUGUCAUUGCCCACACAGAUAAAAUCCUCAAUGCGAUACUUUACUGUCUUGUCCUUUCGUGUCGAGGACUCAGUCAACAUGAUGGAGACACAGAUGAAGAUUUGCCCACGCACAGCUCCUUGCUUCGUGUCAUAAGAAGCACAUCACUGAAAUGCCUGAUAUUGCUCCUUCAGAAUGCACCGGGCUUCGAUUGGAACCCUUACAAGGAUGUGUUUAUCAAAGAGGUUGUGAGCCCACGUCUGGAAAAGCUCCCAACCGAAACCACCCAAGGUAUAUCUGGCACCUUUCAAUUCCUAUCAACAUUAUCACAGCUUCCAAAGACUGCUUUGUUCCUCUCUGUCGAUGAACGAAUCAUUGGCAAGCUCAUGGGAUGCUUAAAACUCGAGAAGACCAAAGACGAAGUCAAAAUCUUUGCGUUGGGUAUCGUACGCAGUUUGGUAGAGCUUUCCCAGCAGCCGGCUGCACAGUCCGAGUUCAAUGAACUGAUACAAGAAGAGAUACUUGACCGCAACGUCAACGCAAUUUUAGAGAGCAUCGGCGUCGUCCUUAAGCUUCAGGGGGAGGUUGGGAGGGAUCUACUCUUGGCAUGUGUUGAGACUGUGGUGGAAUUAUCUCCCAUCAUUCAAAAGUCGACUCAUGUUACCGACCUCGUUGACAUUUCGGUAUCACUUCUCAACCAGCCAUCAAGACGUGUGAAUCCUAGAGCUAAGGGACUUGUGCUUUCUAUGCUUCAAAGAUUCAUCAAGCUUGCAGGAGCUGAUCUUGACGCUGGAUUAAGAAACCGUAUCUACUCAACGAUUUCAUCUCUCUUUGGCUUCUUCAGGGACCGAACGAAUCGACAAAUGCUAUCGAAUAUUCUAGCAGUAUUAUACGAAGACGACAAGCUGUGUUGCGAGUUAUCUAGUCUCUGCGCAGAUCUGAAUUCUUUCAACGAGAGACGUGUCGACGAGCCAGAUUAUGAGAAGCGGCUAGCGGCCUUCAACGCCAUCUUGCAGCCAAGAAGCAUACCGUUUACAUCACGCGAUUGGGAGCCGCUGGUAUACAACAUGAUCUUUUACAUUAAACAUGACGAGGAAUAUGGGAUUCUGUCUGCAAACUCAGCUGAUUGCCUAUGCAAAUUUGUUGAAAGUGCCUCAUGCUCAACGGACGAGGAACAGACCAAAUUUCAAGAUAUGAUCUCAAAUAUCUUGAUACCGUCUUUUCACUCCAAUGCACGGGAAAUAUCGGAGACAGUAAGAAGAGAGACAGUGAGAGUUUUCGGAUGCUUAAUAUCAAAGAUGCCAUCAUGGCCUCCUAUUGCUGAUCUUGUGGCAAUUAACCUUCCGCCCGAUGAAAAUGAUCCGGAUCCAAGUUUCUUCAACAAUAUUCUCAGUCCUGCAACCGCGAGACAGAUGCGAGCCCUCCAACUCCUAUCUAAAGUCAAUCACCACACACCUUUGAACAGCAAGAACUUGACUCACUUCUUCGUGCCCCUCCUUGAACACUUUAUCUUUAGUCGAGAAGAGGGAAGUGAUGAUCAUGGAGUGGGCGCUCAAGCAGCGACAACAAUCGCUGAUAUAGCCUCAUCGCUCGAGUGGCCGCAGUACCGCGCUAUACUGCGUAGAUAUAUUACCUACAUCGAGUCUAAGCCCGAACUUCAAAAACAGUUGAUUAGAUUACUGGGAAAAUUUGUGGAUGCACUCGCAACAGCGACUUCCGAGAAGAACCAGGAUGCAAUGGAAAUCGACUCAAACUCCGUGGAACCAUCGAAAAAGUGCAAGCUAGCCACUACAAUGCCAAGUCAUGAGAAGUUAAACGAGGAUGUCACUACUAACAUCUUACCGCCUCUUUUACAAUAUAUCCACGAGAAAGAUGAAACCACAGUCAGCUCACGUGUUCCGGUUGGAAUUAUUAUAGUGAAGAUUCUGAAACUCCUCCCGAACGAUACACUGAACCAGAAACUACCUGGUGUUCUUACAGAUAUUUGUCAUAUUCUACGAAGUAAAGCUUGGGACUCGAGAGAGAUGGCGAGGAGCACCCUUGCGACGAUGACCUCGCUUCUAGGAUCAUCAUACUUUGGCUUUGUUCUUAACGAGCUGAGAGGCGCGCUCACAAAAGGAUACCAACUUCACGUGUUAUCCUACACAAUGCAUACCAUAUUGGUUCACGUCAUCCCUCAGUUUCAGCCCGGGGAUCUUGACUAUUGUCUGGACAUGAUAGUCAACGUUAUUAUGGAUGACAUAUUCGGUGUUGUAGGGUUGGAAAAAGAAGCAGAUGAGUAUACAAGCUCAACGAAGGAGGUCAAGAGUAGCAAAAGUCAGGAUUCAAUGGAGCUUAUCGCACGAACUGCUUCUAUCAGCCAUCUAGUUGAUCUUGUUCGCCCCCUUCAAGCACUCCUACUUGAGAAACUGGAUCUGCACAUGGUUCGAAAGAUCGACGAUCUUUUGUCAAGGAUUGCUUCUGGAUUACUUGGCAACGCCGCUGCCGCUAGCCGUGACACUUUGGUAUUCUGUUAUGAAGUUAUCCAAGAAGUGUAUGAAAGUGCGAAGCCUCGAGUAGAGCAAAGGCUAGACCCCAAGCUCAGACGUUAUCUUAUCCAGAAAGGCGCCAACAAAAGCGGCGGUCGCAGUAGCACCAGCAAAUACACGUUCAAGUUGGUACGAUUUGCCAUUGAGAUAUUGCGGUCCGUGCUGAAGAAGUACGACAACAUUCGCAAUGCGGCUAAUAUCAUUGGGUUCAUCCCGAUCCUUGGCGAUGCGCUUGUUGGGGGGGAGGAAGAAGUGAAAAUAGCGACAUUCAAACUUCUGACCGUGCUCGUCAAGGUUCCAUUUACUACUGAUGACGCUACCAAGCUUUACAAGGUAGCAUCGAAGGAAGCGUCGAAAUGCAUCUCAGCGUCUACGUCGACCACAACAGAUCUAGCACAAAAUGCCCUCAAACUCAUGUCUGUAAUCAUACGGGACCGCCGUGACGUAGCGGUUAAGGACGCGGCUGUCGAUAUGCUCCUCGCCAAGGUCAAGGACGACCUCACAGAACCUCUUUAUCGUCAUGUUACAUUCAGCUUCCUUCGGUGCGUUCUUGAUCGAAAGGUUGAAACAGCUACAGUCUAUGAUAUCCUCGACUAUGUUGGAACUAUUAUGAUCACCAAUGACGACAAAAAUACGCGGGACCUUGCUCGGGGUGCUUUCUUUCAGUUCCUCCGUGAUUAUCCCCAAAAGAAGAAUAGAUGGGUCAAACAGCUCAGCUUCAUCGUGGCCAACUUGAAGUAUGAGAGAGAAGGAGGUCGCCUUUCAAUCAUGGAGAUAGUCCAUCUCCUAUUAAUGAAGUCUGCCGACGAUUUUGUUCAGGAAAUAGCCACAACAUGCUUCAUCCCUCUAGUAUUCGUCCUGGUCAACGAUGAUAGCGAAAAGUGCCGCUUGGCUGCUGGUGAAUUAAUGAAGGAGCUCUUCAAGAAGGCAGAUAAGGAACGAACCUCGAAAUUCCUAUCACUGAUGCGGUCUUGGAUGGAGCAGGACGAUAACCCGUCUGUUUUACAAUUGGCGAUCCAGUCAUUCGCGCUAUAUUUCGAAGCUAGGGAGCCCACACCGAAGGAUCAUAAAGAUACAGACCUCUGGCUUGAGACUGCAGCUAAUAUACUAACUAAUUAUUCGACCUACUCGACGGACUCAGACUUAAUCAACACGGUUUUGAAAUCGGUACCGACCUUGAUAGAAAAGCACCCAGCUACAACAUUGUCGCAUGAAAGGUUAUGGGAAUCUCUCCCGACCCCUCUUUCACACCCAGACACGACCGUCAAACUCUCGAGUGUGCGUCUACUAGGAAUCUACCUAGCCGAUUUCUACGAGAAUAAGAAGAGCACCGAAAAAGCCCAGGCCAACAUUGGAUCCCACGGCCUCGAACUAUCUCCACAGAUGAUCGGGCAAAUGACGCUCUAUGCUGUAGGCGUCCUGAGUUCCGUGACCGUGCAAAGAUGGAAGAAGAGGAUGCUGAAGAAAGGUAUUGCGUUGCCAUUUGAUAUGAACGAUGAUGGGCUAUUAUCUGCCGAGGAUACAACAGAGUUGGAUGAAACCCUAGCUGCAGAAGUUGGCCGUGCUAUUUUGAUGUUGAGCAAAUUCAUGGGAGUUGGCUCGUCAGACUCCGAAUCUGCCGCCGACAGCGACGCAGCCAAUCAAGAUGAUGAGUGGGGCGGCAUUGACGAUGAUGAAGCGGCCCAUUCGAUCACUCUACAUACGCUAUUCGUCUGGCUUUCGGACGUGCUCGUUCAAGAGACGCGCCCCAAUGCCCGGGCUAUUGUUCCUAAAGUCGCAGCUUUGGACAUCUUAUACAUACUCGCCUCAACCUUGCCCAUCGAAUCUCUUCAGCCUUCCCUGAAUAUCCUCCUCACGCCGCUAUACCACCUCACAGACCCCUCCAUCCCAACACCGUUCUCACUCGACGAGACUUUUAAGACGCGGUACGAGGGAAUUCAAAAUAAAGCAGGCGAGGCCAUGGAUGUUUUACAGAAGAAAUUCGGCACUCCAGCAUACAUGAAGGAGAUGCUGGCCGUGCGCGAGCGUGCCAAAAAUCGCCGUGAGAGUAGGUCCAAGAAGAGGAAGAUUGAAGCGGUUACCCAGCCUGAGAGGUUCGGCAAAUGGAAGCAGGGACGAUCGGAGAAGAAGGUCAAACGGAGGAAGGAGAAGGGGCUGGAAAAUAGGAAUAGGAGAAGGGAGUACUAGGGGAGAUGAUUGGGGGCUAUGUACCUAUAUAUCUGCCUGAUGUAUUGAGGUAGACGGUUCUGAGCUAUAAAAGCUUGGAAGAUCACAAAAGAAUACUCUAGUAAAUAGUAGUUUCACAUAUAUAUCUGUUUAAGCGAGUAUAGUGCUUUCACUGGUCCAAUUCAAAGCACUAUAGAUACAAAACAC